AUGCAGGUCUCAUGUGUAUUAUGCGGUGAUUUGAGCCGUACUCCCCAUUUCCCAACCCCGCAAUCAGCGCCGUGUAACCCAGCCGCUCGCCAUAGCAAUAAGGGUAUGUACUGCCUCUUCACCUUCCCUACUUAUCACCGUCCUCUUGUUCCCCUCCACCCAUUCCCCCCCCCUCUUCUUCUAUUUCUCGAUUUCCACCCUCAUUCUUUCUCUUCUCUCCCGCCCUCCCCACCCCACGUUCUUCUUUCGCGCCCACCAACCUCGCUCCUGUAUCCGAACUUAGCUGGCUGCCGUUCCAGCCAGACCUGUCUCUGGUACGGCGGCUCCGUGCCUCUUGACUCGGCGGCCGCCGCGAAGCGCGUCAAGGGCGGCGGCGAGGUCGCCGCGCCGCUUCUUCCGCCGGAAUGCAUGGACCGCGCUCGCGCGAGCGGCAAAGACGAGCCAUCCGCCAUGGCUUACUGCUAUUUCCAGACCGCGUCGUGCGCUGACGUGUACUCUCCCAUGGAUCGCGGCGCCAGGGGCGACGGCAAGUCCGACGACUCCUCCGCGUUUCUAGCCGCGUUCAACGCCGCGUGCAGCGCGGCGAAGAAGGCGAACAAGCGCACCGUACUCCGAAUCCCCCGCGGAAAAACCCUCCUCCUUAACUACGUCACCAUGCAAGGCCCAUGCGGCCCGGGAGUGACCAUCAAACUGGACGGGAAAAUCGUCGCGCCAGAGAACCCGCCCUCCUCAAAAUCCUGGCCGGGCGAUUUCAGCGGCGCGGUGCUGCAAGCGAAGCAGGCGCACGGGCUAUGGAUAGUGGGCGACGGGGAGAUGGACGGGCGAGGCGACCGGCGCUGGUGGCCCAUGUAUCACGGGAAUGAGCUCCCAAGGGAGCUGAAGCGGCCCGUUCUGCUGGACAUAUUCGCUAGCUACAGCGUGACGCUCGCGGGUUUCAAAAACAGGAACCCCGCGGGCAUGCACAUGAACAUUUUCCGCAGCGGCUACGUGCGCGUGUCGAACGUGACAGUUGAGUCGCCUGCUGACAGCCCCAACACAGACGGCAUUCACAUCGGCUCGUCCAGCGACGUGGUUGUGGAGUUCAGCAACAUUCACACGGGCGACGACAACAUUUCCAUAGAAGAAGGGGCGCAUAGAGUCACCAUCGCCAACAUAUGGGGCACGGCUGGCCACGGCAUCAGCAUCGGUAGCCUUGGAGCACACGGCACAGUGGCAUGUGUUUCCGAUGUGACUGUACGCAACGUGGUUCUAACAGACACAGACAAUGGGCUGCGCAUCAAGACGUACCAGGGGGGCCGCGGCCUGGUGAAGAACAUUCAGUUUAAGAACGUGCUUAUGAAGAACAUCAAGCUUCCGAUAGUGAUUGAUCAGGUAAUUGAACGGCGCUUUCACCUUGACCAGGAGGUAGCACAUCUGACCCUGCCUGCAUAG
Molecule: messenger RNA, 1431 nt
Organism: Closterium sp. Naga37s-1
Lineage: Eukaryota; Viridiplantae; Streptophyta; Zygnematophyceae; Desmidiales; Closteriaceae
Source: the annotation of a GenBank genome assembly